This is a messenger RNA of Etheostoma cragini (Arkansas darter), 8592 nucleotides long. It is a transcript of the gene aspnat, whose product is annotated as N-acetyltransferase 8-like. Gene Ontology annotation, molecular function: L-aspartate N-acetyltransferase activity. Gene Ontology annotation, cellular component: mitochondrial membrane. The record is from RefSeq and is a predicted model, not a curated record. The coding region runs from base 300 to 1136 and encodes 278 amino acids. The transcript has 3 exons. Lineage: Eukaryota; Metazoa; Chordata; Actinopteri; Perciformes; Percidae.
AGUGUGUCUGUCUCUCCCUCCUCCAUCAGCAUAUAACGGCGCAACGCUUCCACCAAUCUGUGCAGCGAGAGGAGCACCCCAACCCCUGAACCUGAAUCUACCCGCCCUGCCGGCUUAUAAAUACUGCUUGAAUAACACCGGCAAGUCGUCAGAAACGCUCAGGGUUGCAGCAGAACACCCCCCUUCGUCUUAUAUCCCCUUCAUCGUUUCUCUGUUUUUUAAGAAUAUCUCACACAUCAUCCAUUUCACCCUCAUUCUUCCCCCUUUUCCGAACUGUAGUUGUUGUUGCGGCCAGUUGCAUGCAUUUUACGUCUCCCAAAAUGGUUUGCGAGACUAAAAUUGUUGCGGAUGAACACGAUGCUAUACCUGGGACCAAAAAAGAGUCGAUCAUGUGGAGCUCUACUCCGUCCAGCGCAGCUCUGAACCCCUCCGAGGAAACGGAUGUGAGAAAAGAUGCGGUUUUUAUCCGCGAGUUCGAGUGCGGGGAUCAAGAGGAGGUGCGGCGCAUCUUUUAUGAGGGCAUUAUGGAGAGGAUACCCAAUACGGCGUUUAGGGGGCUCAGGCAGCAGCCCAAGACUCAGUUUUUAUAUGCUCUUCUGACAGUAAUGUGCUUUUUCGUGACCAAUUCCUUCAUUCUGACCUGCUGUGCGCCCCUCAUUCUCAUGGGUGCGCGCUACUACUACAGCAGGAAAGUUAUCCACGGUUAUCUGGACUGUGCUCUGCACACGGACAUGGCUGACAUAGAGGCUUAUUACAUGAAACCCACAGGCUCCUGUUUCUGGGUGGCAGUGCUCGACGGACAUGUGGUGGGGAUCGUGGCAGCGAAAGGCCGCGAGGAUGACAACCGGGUGGAGCUGCGGCGCAUGUCGGUGGACUCUCGGUACCGCGGCAAAGGCAUUGCAAAGGCACUGGGUCGUCGUGUUCUGGAGUUUGCCAUGCGCAACAACUAUGCUGCUGUGGUCCUCGGCACGACGGCUGUCAAAUUGGCUGCUCACAAGCUGUACGAGUCGCUGGGCUUCCGCCGAACGGGCCAGAGCGAGGACUACAGGCUCCCCGGGAUGAACCGCUCACCACUAGAGAGGCUCUUCUUCCAGAUCCGCUACAGCCGCUACCGCCUGCAGCUCCGUGAGGAGUGAGAGGUGACAGGGAGGGAGAGAGAGAGAGAGGGGGAGAUGGAGAAAGAGAGGGGCGGAGAGAGAGAGAGAGAGAGCAACGACCCUCCUUCACCCGAGAGCCCCGACUGCAUCCUCUCCUCUGACAGCUUUUAUUUAUUUUGUGUCAUUAGAGAUAACUUUGAGUACUUAACACUUCUACUAUUUCAUCUUUAAAGUCAUUAACUCUUUCUUUCUUUUAUGCUUUUGUUGCUGUUGUUUUUGUAUUAUACUUCUACAUUUUAAAUAAGUUUCCUCUUUUUUAUUAAGCUAUGUUUUGUACCUUUGCUCCUCCCUUUUCAUUUUGGGAGAAACUGAAAGGCUUUUAUAGAAGACAUCUAACUGGCACCCCAACUAGGCACCCUCCCCUGGUCCUUUGGUUUUAAGAUGAUGUGAUCAAUACUCCCAUUCAUUACUGCUCCACAACGCCCUCUUUACCCCUCCCCCAUUAACUCAAGCCCUCCCUUCCCUCCCACAUUCUCCUUAUUUCCCCACAGCAAAAUUCAACAGACGGGUGUAGAUGCAGGAGAGUGCAAUGAGACAUUUACAUUCUGUGUCACUGGGGGAGGAAAGAACAAUGGAUGGUUUGGGAGGGGCAGAUAUUGCUUCCUCAAGAGAAAAACACAAAAAGUGGUGGGGGAGCUUGUGGUACACACUCUCUUUUAGCUCUUCAAUGUAACAUUUUGUGUGUGCAUUGUGGGCAUGCAUGCUCACACAAACAAGUAAUUUGACUUUUAGCCAGUCUCUCUCAAGACACCAUAUUGAAGCACAGCGAGAGUGUGGUACCAACCCCCAUAGUGAGAGAGAUGGAUGACGGGAUGGUCACCGGAAUAUGCACUGUGUAUCCUGCCUCCUAGACAGACAUGGAUAAACACAGUACAUCUUCCUCACACGACCUCCUCUUCAUUCCUCUUACAGAUUCUUUUAUUUGGAUCUCUCCUUCCUAUUGUUUCAUUAAUCAUGGCGUUUCUCACUGGAGCUGUGGAGAGGGUCUCUGAUUGGUUGAGGUGACAGGAGGAUGGAGCUUUCUUGCUAACAGAUCCCAAGAUACAAUAUAGCUGCAUGUCAGAGCGUGUGUGUGUGAGUGAUUGUUGAGAUUAUGUGAUUGUGUGUGAUUUUGAUGAGGCUAUGGUCAUUACACUGUGCCACAACAGCGUAUGAUGAACAAUUUACAAUUUGCUUUUGUGCUAUGAGUCCAGUAUUAUCUAAGUAAACCACUACUUUCUUUGUCUACUUAACAUACAUAAAUUGUUUACUGAGUGAAGAAAUAUACAUUCUAACAUUUUGAAUAUGUUUAGUAUUUGAAUGAUCAUAAGUAAUUUUAUAACUUUAAACACAUAUUACCACAUUGUAAUAUGCAAAUUUGACUGUGAAAACUACGACAAUUACAAAGUAGCCGCAGCUUUCACUCCACAGACUUAAUCCAGGCUAUUGGGGAACAACUUGGGUAAGACAUGACUACUAGCAAUACUUGCAAACCUACAGUCCAUGACUAAGCACAAACCGCAAAUAAUUAUUUAAACUAACAUAUUGGCAUUAGUAUUCCCCCUUCUCCAUGUAUUUAUAUCGUGUAUACAGGUGAAAACUCAUGUAGCAAACAAAACAUCCAAGUUUCUCCCAUAACACCUCUCUCCAUCUCCAUCCUCUGACCAUACAACCAGCAGUAGAUUCAGCUAUCCACGACUCUGAGCCUUAGUUAUCUCAUCAUACCAUUUGUAAAAAGUAAAAUAUAAAUCAAAAUACAACCAAAAAAAAUCACAUAAGAUGAAAAAAAAUGAAAAAACAUUUAAUACAAAUGUAAUCAUCAUGAAGUUAAUGACCCUCCUUGCCUUGCUGCCCCCCCCCCCUCAAAACUCUCUCUACUACCCAUUCAUGAAUCUGUCUGCAACCCUGGGCUAGACCCCACACCUUCCAUCUGAACCCUCCACUGACUUUCCCUAUGCCAGGCCCCACCCAAUUCCCACCCAUCUCUGCAUGCGCCACAGAGCCUUGCUGCACUGCUUUUAUUAUUCCAUUAGAAGCUUGGUGGAUGAAGCCUAGACCCUGAGCCCCUACUCUGAUGUCAUCUAGGCAGUGUGACGCUCUGGGACAGGCUGGUGCCAGGUUGCAAGAGUGAUGUAUGGUUGGACGAGUGUGGGUGCGAUUCAGAAAACACAGAAAGUGAGAGGUAAAAUUUGUUUAUGUGUGUGUGUGUGUGUUUGUUCAGAGUUGGUGCAGAGUCACUCACUAAUUGUAGCACCGUCUGGAUGACAUCAUGCCUGCCAGCCAACCAACUGUAGAAUGCAAAAAGCAAUGCAAGUGUGGCAUGCCUCUGUAUCCAGUGUGUAUGGUGCCUGCCCUGGAAAAGUUUAGAAAAAAAAUUAACUAAUUUAUAAACUAAACUAUAUAUAUAUAUAUAUAUAUAUAUAUAUAUGUGUGUAUAUAUGUAUAUAUUAAAGAAAAUAAGCUUCUUUUUUAAAGUGAAAAUAUAAAAGAAAUGUGUGUUACUUUGUUUGAAAAAAGCAAAGAAAAUUGUAUUAUUUGCAUGAAAUGUGUCUUUGAAUCAAACAAUUUUAAGGGAGAAACUCCUAGCACAUGGCAUACAGUGGAAAUGUAGAUGUGUCUUUUUUAUAAUGGUUAAUUUUAUUUGAAAUUAUUAAAAAUAAUUAUCUGGGAGUGAAAUUAUUACCAGCCACAUGCCAGUUCUCAUAAAUCUUUUGGAGAUAGUUGUAUCCCUUUCUUAAAGCCUCGCUUAAUUUGAAAGUGGAUAUUAAUAUUCAAAUUUAUCUGUCACUGGCUGGCGGAAAAAAAAGUUAGUUUCCUUCCUUGAUCAAAGUGGGAGUGAGGGCAUAUGUCUGAAAGCUUCAGCUCCUAUUCUAUUAAACCAGCUUGUGGUGAAGAUCCCAAACACUUUUCAGAACUAAGAAUGAUGCAAAAGAUAAACAUGUUUUUUCCAUGCAGUGCAUAUAAUAUAUAUUUCAUCCACUAAAGUCAUUUGCCAAGUUUAUCAUAUGCAGAUAAAGGAAAUGCAGGUUGCAGGAUAGUGUAAUGGUUUGCAGUGAUGGUCAAGACUGGUUUAGACUUUGCUCCAGCUGACAAAGGCAAUAGCUGCUUCUUGUUAAAAAUGUCCUCAAACGCCAGACUGACCUAUCUGUGUCAGCUAACUGGGUAAAAUUUACAAUACAUACCUGAUUGAUUUUUUUAUUAUUCGGUAUGUAUACAGUCAACUUUAGCUAUUUAAAGCUAUUCAGAGGCUUAUUUAUGUCAAGUCCCCUUCCCUUUCUUUGUUUAAGCCAUGUCUAGAGGAGGUUUAGCUACUGACAACAUAUUUGUCUUUUAAUUAGAGCCAACGGAAGUUUUCUCUUUGAAAUUCUACAAAGUAGAAGCAAGGCACACAUCAUGCACUGAAAACAUCAACCAUUAUUGUUUUAAAAAAUGCAUCAGAUGUUUUCAUAGAGGAACACGUUGAGGAUGCCUCACACCACCUUGAUGCAUCUGCUUUGUACUUGGUUGUUGCUGGAGAAUCAAUAGAGAACCAGACUGUAUUUUGUGACAUAUCUUUUCAACAGCUACCACUGGCCUUCACAUUGUAUUUACAAACUUCCUAUGACGCUAAGGGGGAAAAUUAGGAUACAGCCAAACUAAAGAAUGAACACAAAAUAUGACAUCACAGUUGUGAAAUGUAAGUGCCAGUGGUGCUGAGGCUUUAGAUUGAAACAACACAGCAGACACAUUUGGAGUGUCAAGUAAUUUAUGUUAGUUAUUGCUGCCAGUGUGUUUAGGUCCUUACUAAAUGACUCAACCCAUUCUUUGUAAGACUUGGGUGAGGUCUGAAGCUUAAGAGUGAGAUGUGGGCUUUGCUGAGGUGGAUUGUAAAAAACAAACUGUGGUAUGGAUCUUGUUGAAGAAUGUGAAGUCUGUCAACUCUGAGCCAAUUCUGCUGCUGCCAAUCACAGUUUUUGCCUGCUGAAAUUCAAAAUACUCCAUGUAUGUUUUUGGGAGAAACUAUUAUCCAUACUGGUACAUAUUCUGAAAAAAGGUAAUAUCCUUCAAAAAGCCUUUGCCAAGGCCUUAUACACCAGAAUCAAACGCUGGAGUUUAAAUACCUUGUGGACUGCAUGGCUUCACUUAUUUAAGGGGUGACUUUGAAUUGUAAAGAUGAAGUGCACUGACUAUAAUGCAUUUAUUUCAAGUCUGAGCAAUGUCUGUUUUCUAUUUAAUGUGAAUACUAUGCCCUCUAAAGUCUCACCUCCCAUUUAAACCUGGUAAUGCAUACUUAAUGUUAGAAUGUAGUAAUUAAACUGUAUGCAACUUCUACCAGAGUUUACAUUAAGUUAUAAACCAUUCCUCUGAAAUGUUCUGCUGAUGUACAAUCCAAAACCAUUCUCACACGUUUUUAUUUGGUUUUCUGUGGUUUGUUUGAGUGCAAGUUUGCUGUCCUAUUGGUUGAGGUUUGAGAUAGUAUGCUGCAUACAGGCCUCUCCUGCUGGUGAAGGCUCUUUUAGUUUUGAGUGCUUUAGAACCCAAAAAUGAUCAUCGGAUGCUCUCUGAUGGCAGACACAGAGGCACAAGCUGAGUUAAAAAGCAAAAAAAUCCUGGUCACAUUAAAUUCUGGCCGUUAAACUAAUCAAACGGUAAAAAUAUCAGUAUUAGUAUUUCAUUUGGUUUAUCUACUGGAGCAUAGAAUUAAAAACUGCACAAAUGUACAGAUCCUGUGGGUGUGAUGUGUUGAUGGUGUCCAUGCUUAACAGCCUUGGGCCCAAACACUCACAGGCAUGAAUGUAAACUGCUAACAUUUAAGGUCUUAGAAAGAUUUUUGUUUUAUAUCUUUUCUGGUUGUUUUUUUACUUUAUGAAUGAGAAGGAUAAAGGAAAAAAGUAAAAAGCAGCUAUUGUUUAUUUUACUAAGUGACUAAACCACUACAUUAGAUGUUAGACAUUUAGUGUGAUUGUAAAUAGCCGUAUUUCUGCUUGUUGUUAAUGUAUUAUUUACUGCAACCUGUCAUCUUUGCCGGUUUUAACCAAUCCUGAUGGAGUUCAUUUUUGUCUCAGAAGAUGGCUGUCGCAUGGAAUGUUCCACCUACCAUAGAGGGGGAGGGGCGAGGGAGGAAUGUGCCACAUUGGCAGUUAAAUAGGGGUGUGUGGUGGGACUGCAGGAGGAGGUCUGCAGCAACAGAGCUCCAUAGCAUGGACUCCCUCUCUCUCUCUCUACCUCUGGUGAGGAAUUUGCUCCACUGUGGUGAAUAAAUAAGGACUUACUCUAGACUGAGGCCACGGGUGCCAAGAACACAUAAGCACUUGUAGCACAACUGUGUCUUGUUUUGCUAUUAAAGUACAGAUAGUUUUGAUUUUUUACAUUUCCUAUGAAGAAUAUGGAUAAAGUUUCUCUUUUUCCUGUAUUGACUGUAUGUAUCAUAAGCAUAUAUACAAGACAUGAUACCAUACUGUAUAAUUCACAUUAUGACCCAUGGCUAAUUUUUGAGGUGAAAAUUUGCCAAAGGCGACAGUAAUUUCUGCAUUUUGUUCCAUAUGCGGCUAUGUAUUGUUCAACACAAUCCUGUACUUAUUUGGUAUUAUUUGGAUAGAAAAAAACCUGCCCACGUGCCAUCUAACCAAGCAAUAAAUACAAACAGACAACCACAAAAUAAUGCUUAAUAUGCAUAUUAUCAACAACGAUUUUAUUAAAACAUGAAAUGCUGCAUUGAUGUGAUAUCCCUUAUACUGUACCAAUUAGUGGCAGUGAUGCAUCACAUUAUUUGCAUUGCAACAUUACCACUCAUUACAUCGAAGCCUGAAGGGGUGUUUGAUUGUAACAUGUUUUUGUUUUUUGUAUUUUUUCUUUACAAAGAGGUGUCAAAGAUGUGUUUUUAAAACUUGAAGUUGAAGUAUACAGGUGUACCUCUGCAAAUGUGUACAGAUGUCAAUAGGAACUGACAAGAGGGGGAUAAUGGAUGCUAAAGAUUGAGCAGUUCAAGCAGACAGGAAUUAGAUGGUGCUGCCCCCAUUCUGAAAGUGCAAUUUGCUGUAGCCUCUUAGCUGAGCUUUUAUUUAGCCACAAAGACUUUUGACUUAACUUGUACAACUGAGACAUGCAGUGCAACUUCACCACCACAACUCUGUCAGUACAAAUUGAAAAAUAAUCAAUUCAAAAUCAAUCAAUGCAAUGCAAGAAUCACAAAUCAUAAGCAUGGUUCUCACGAGUAAGAUCCAAAGUAUUUUUUUUAUCUGCAAAUUAGCUACUGUAAAGUUGUAAAGUAUAUUUUACUGUAAAAAGCAUCUUGGGUCAUAUUUACUCCUGCAGAUUCAAAAUAUUUACCAUCUAUAUUUUAAAGAUAUUUACAGCACUAAUAAAGAGAUUAUUGAGUAUUGCAGGUGUCUUCCUCUGUAUUAGCUCUAAACAAUCCCAUACUGACUAAUGACACAAUGACUAAUAAAACACUUUCAGGGGCUACAGAGUGAGCCAUCUUAGCCUUGGUGUCUCUAUCCCAGGCUGACGGGUUCAGACACAGCCUUCCUUGUCCUGUCUGUCUGCUUGAACUCUCAAGCCACCAGAGAGAGAGCCAAGAACACUGCAACAGCAGCAGGUCUGUUAGCUUAUAGCACACACCAGCCAUGGCCAUGAAUAUCAGUGGCUCUGGACUGAGCUAUCUAGCUUUUGCAGACUGCUUCAUUGCAAGGGGUUUCUGUCUGCCCUGGAGCCCUGUCAUGGCUGUUGUCUGUUGCCAGGAAACCGACCCACACAAAGCACAGCAUGGGAUUGAUAUGCAGCCACACUGUGGGGAGGCAGUCAGGUCAACAAUCUAUCUAUCUAAAGCAAUCUAUGAUAGAGGAAUGGAAUGAGGGAUUGAUACAUAAUUGGAUGAGAUUGAUGGACUUGGGGGGAAGGGAGUUAAAUGGUCUUUGUGGGAAAUUCGAAAACCUGAGGGUAGGACAGGGGUGCUUUGGCUACGGUGAGGAAUUUGAGAGAAGAGGCCCCAUGUAAACUAGAGCAGUGAGAAAAUAGUGGCAGAGAGGUUACAGUAUCGGAGAAAGAGAGGAAUAGCAGGGUCAAAAUGACAGACAGGUAUCGUGUGGGGUAAGAUUCUCAUUUAAUAGAGUAAUAAGGUUAUGUAUGAUGUGAUGAUUUAGCAGAUUUCGUAAUUCCCAGGGAGACAGUGCUUGAGGUGAAGAGACAUGUUUGUAGGUUCAACCAGUCUGCCCAACCUCAGUGAGACUGCAGUGACAACCUGGUCUUUAUUGGGGUCUAUUAGCCUUCAGUUCCCUUUCUGUCAUUCCUUUGGAAGACUGCUGUAUUACCACACCAGGAUUACUAUUAUUAUUGUGAUUAUUAACCUUUUCUUUUAUACUGACAAACACUUGGAACACUGUAUAGAUGUAAAGAUGGGAUUUCCUGCAUUAUGAUGAUUGAAACAUGGAUGUGCAUAUAUUGUAUCAAUUAAAAAUGGUGAUGCAUUAAGCUUUUA